This is a messenger RNA of Fusarium odoratissimum NRRL 54006, 1575 nucleotides long. RefSeq lists its product as uncharacterized. The transcript is spliced from 7 exons. The coding region runs from base 298 to 1575 and encodes 425 amino acids. NCBI's taxonomy places the organism in Eukaryota, Fungi, Ascomycota, Sordariomycetes, Hypocreales, Nectriaceae. The record is from RefSeq and is a predicted model, not a curated record.
CAACAAUAUCGGAUCUCUUACUUUGAUCCGACAUCAGCCUUACCAAAGAGUCCCUUAUUCUACUAUCUCAUUUGUUUUCAACACCAGCAACUGAGGUUGCUGAAUUCGCCGAGUGUCAGUUUGUUAUUUGCUGACCUGAAGCAGUCAACAGGAGCGCAUACAACCCAAACAUCCUUCUAACACUCUUCUAUCAUUUCCCCACUCGCAGCUGAAAUCAUCCGCAAACAUAGAAGACAUCUCAUCUGCACUGGGACCUCAAGUUGAAUCUUCUUCUAUUACCUCCUUUCACGAAUCGCCAUGCCCAGCAACAACAACAAAGGAGGCUACAAGCCUAAAGCCUACGAGGCUGCGCCAACUCAGUUUCGUUGCGCUUCAGGUAACGAGUGGAAGCCCUUGGACAUGUUCUCCAAGGCCCAACAGAGGAACACCCGCUUCUUGAUAGACUCCGGUAGAAAGGUGGAUCCUGGAAACACCGGAAUGAUCUGCAAGGAACAUAACUCAACUCCCGUUUUGGAGCAUGGGUGCGUCGGCUGCGACCGAACACUCCCCUAUGAUGCCUUCUCCCUGAACCAGCGCAGACUUGAGGAUUGGCGAUGUCUUCAAUGUGUCGCAUGGGAUACAGUCGCAGAGCCCUCAGUGGUUCCGAUCCCCAAAGCUACGGGUCAUGUCUCCGUAGAGGAAGAAGAGAUGAUGAGCCAAGGUUACCUUGCGCCUGUCGAGGUUGCCCAAUUCUUCGAUGAAGAUGAUCUCCCUGGAGCACCUAUCACUUCACCUGAGUCACUUGGCUUAGACCCAAACAACGAAGACGACAACAAAGUCUUCAACGAAGUCGUCCGAGGCUCAUCCCAGACGAUUCACUCUUCUACGACUCUAAAUUUUGCGUCCACGACAUCCAGUGUUGCUGGCGAUAACAUGUCAACAACUUCUAGCCGUGCUACACUCCCCCCUCAUCUCCAGAGACUGCUGCCAGAGCGUCUCGCAAGCCUGUCUAUUGACGAAGACUCUGUAUCCUCGAGCUCAAAGGUUGUUCUUCCGCAAGUGUCUCGAAUGGCAAGCGAUUUCCCUCCCCACCUUCGCGGCCUGAAAAUAGCCCAGCGAACUGCCACCUCAAGCACCACCGGUAGUGUUUCGACUGCAACAACUCUCCGCAAGGACCAGGAGGAGGCGGCUGCCGCCCGCAAGAUCACCUUCAACGCUUGGGACCCUAUGGGCCAGAGGCACACUGCGUCCAAGAACCCCACCGUCAUGUCCAGCUCGGCAUCCGAAGUAUCAACUACCGAAGAAAGCGACCAGGGUGCUAAGAUCGUAGACGGCUGGGACGACAUCCCUCCUAUGAAGGAGGCCUCAACCUGGCGUGAGGACAAGUGGGGGAACGGAAAGGAAAAUCGUAUCUCACAGGCCGACCUCAGAAAGCAGCAACAGGCCAACUUCUACACCAACAACAAGUGGAAGAAGAUAAACGAUCGCUACUUCACUCAGCCUAACAUCAUGGACCAAGCUGAGGACUCACCCGGGCGCCAGCGAUCCGGCCACUCCAUGCAGAGUCGCAACAUGUUUGACGCCCUGAGCAACUAG